UCGUAUUUUCGAUCUCUACCGGGAAACUCCACUACUACCCAUCAAUCUCCUUAUCCAAAACAGAAAACGAAUGCUGGAAGAGAAAGUAACGAAACCAGAGAGCUUUAGAGCUCACUAAACAAUGGUCUCUCUUCUCGGAACAUCUUCUUCCUCAAUCUUGUCUUGCCCUCGUCUUUCUUCAACACCUUUAACAUCCGCUCUCUGCUUCCGACCAGGUAACACUUUUGGAGGAAAGUUAUACAGAAGAAUACAAUCAGAGACAAAGAAGAGCAGAUCUCGUCACCAUGUCUUGGUUACAAAUGUCGCCACUGGGAUCAACUCUAUAGAACAAGCCAAAAAGAUUGGUACAAAGGAAAGUGCAAGGCCAGUGUACCCCUUUGCCGCUAUAGUUGGACAAGACGAGAUGAAGCUAUGCCUUUUAUUAAACGUCAUUGACCCUAAGAUAGGUGGUGUGAUGAUCAUGGGAGACAGAGGAACCGGUAAAUCAACAACCGUUAGAUCUUUAGUCGAUCUGCUCCCCGAGAUCACGGUCGUUGCAGGUGACCCCUACAACUCAGACCCUAAAGAUCCUGAGUUUAUGGGGAAGGAAGUAAGAGAGAGAGUUCAAAAAGGCGAAGAGCUUGACGUCAUGGAGACAAAGAUCAACAUGGUUGAUCUUCCUUUAGGUGCUACUGAAGAUAGAGUCUGUGGAACCAUCGAUAUCGAAAAGGCUUUAACCGAAGGCGUUAAGGCCUUUGAGCCAGGGCUAUUAGCUAAAGCCAACAGAGGGAUUCUUUACGUGGAUGAGGUUAACCUCUUGGAUGAUCAUUUGGUUGAUGUGCUUCUUGAUUCUGCUGCUUCUGGUUGGAACACUGUCGAAAGAGAAGGGAUAUCGAUCUCUCACCCGGCUCGGUUUAUCCUCAUUGGCUCAGGGAAUCCGGAGGAAGGAGAGCUUAGACCGCAGCUUCUCGAUAGGUUUGGUAUGCACGCGCAAGUAAGCACGGUUAGAGACGCUGAGCUGAGGGUCAAGAUUGUGGAAGAGAGAGCUUGUUUUGAUAGUAACCCAAAGGAGUUUCGAGAGUCGUAUCUGGAGGAGCAGAUGAAGCUUCAGGAGCAGAUUACGAGCGCCAGAAGCAAUCUCUCUGGAGUUGAGAUCGAUCAAGAUUUGAAAGUGAAGAUCUCGAGGGUCUGCGCCGAGCUUGACGUUGAUGGAUUGAGAGGUGAUAUUGUGACUAACAGAGCUGCGAGAGCGCUUGCUGCGCUUAAAGGAAGAGAUCAUGUGACGGCAGAAGAUGUUGGUAUCGUUAUACCUAAUUGCUUAAGACACCGUCUUAGGAAAGAUCCUCUUGAGUCUAUGGAUUCGGGAAUUGUCGUUACAGAGAAGUUCUACGAGGUGUUUAGCUAAAAGAGUAGAGACAACAAGAUCUUUGAAAUACAUUUAAUCACAUGCUUUGUUUUCGAUUAUUACAAGAAUACAUUUCAAGAAACAUCAGUUUGGUUGUUUCCA
Molecule: messenger RNA, 1486 nt
Organism: Brassica oleracea var. oleracea
Lineage: Eukaryota; Viridiplantae; Streptophyta; Magnoliopsida; Brassicales; Brassicaceae
Product: magnesium-chelatase subunit ChlI-2, chloroplastic
Exons: 3
Coding region: 122-1384 (420 amino acids)
Biological process (GO): chlorophyll biosynthetic process
Cellular component (GO): chloroplast stroma
Molecular function (GO): ATP binding; ATP hydrolysis activity; magnesium chelatase activity
Source: RefSeq, a predicted model, not a curated record